AACUUUAAGACCUCCAGUACACGACACGUCCGGCUCCAGGAACAUGGGCAUGCACUAUAAUUCACACCCAAGCCAAUCGUCCCUCUCUUCGAAGACAUACGGUAGCACUUCCGCCCUCGCUCAAAUCUCGCUGAAAUCGCGGAAAAGGAGGGCGGAGAUUUUAUGUCAUCAUUCUGCGCCAGCCUGCCCUGCGACGCGCCGGCGGCUGGCGCAGCCCUUCGCUCGCCCGGCCUCCCCCUCCCUGGUUCCGCGCUCUGGUUCCGCCAUGGAAUCCAACAAGGAUGAAGCCGAGCGCUGUAUUAGCAUCGCCCUCAAGGCUAUCCAGAGCAACCAGCCCGACCGGGCGCUCCGCUUCCUGGAGAAGGCGCAGCGGCUGUACCCGACGCCGCGAGUUCGCGCCCUGAUCGAGUCCCUCAACCAGAAACCACAGACUGCCGGUGACCAACCCCAACCCUCAGAUGCAAGCCAUGCCACCCAUAGGAAAGCAGGUGGGACUGAUGCCCCCUCGGCCAACGGUGAAGCUGGAGGAGGAGAGAGCACCAAAGGCUACACUGCAGAACAAGUAGCAGCCGUGAAAAGGGUCAAGCAAUGUAAAGAUUACUACGAGAUCCUGGGGGUGAGCAGAGGGGCCUCAGAUGAGGACCUGAAGAGGGCUUACCGCAAAUUGGCCCUCAAAUUCCACCCAGACAAGAACCAUGCACCUGGCGCCACUGAAGCUUUCAAAGCCAUUGGCACAGCAUAUGCGGUACUUAGCAACCCAGAGAAAAGGAAGCAGUAUGACCAGUUUGGUGACGACAAGAGCCAGGCAGCCCGGCAUGGCCACGGGCAUGGGGACUUCCACCGCGGCUUUGAGGCUGACAUCUCCCCUGAAGACCUCUUCAACAUGUUCUUUGGUGGUGGCUUUCCUUCUAGUAACGUCCAUGUCUACAGCAAUGGCCGCAUGCGCUACACCUACCAGCAAAGGCAGGACCGCAGGGAGAACCAGGGUGACGGGGGGCUAGGGGUAUUUGUCCAACUGAUGCCCAUCCUCAUCCUGAUCCUCGUGUCAGCUCUCAGCCAGCUCAUGGUCUCCAGUCCACCCUACAGUCUGAGCCCAAGACCGUCGGUGGGUCACAUCCACAGGCGAGUCACUGACCACCUGAAUGUUGCCUACUACGUGGCAGACACCUUCUCUGAAGAAUACACAGGCUCCACCCUCAAAACAGUUGAGCGAAAUGUGGAAGAUGAUUAUAUUGCCAACCUCCGAAACAACUGCUGGAAGGAAAAGCAGCAGAAGGAAGGCUUGUUGUAUCGGGCCCGCUACUUCGGUGACACAGAUAUGUACCACAAAGCACAGAAGAUGGGCACUCCAAGCUGUAACCGGCUGUCAGAGACCAUGAAAUCCCUGGAGAAUUUUUGGUGACAUGCACUGAGCCAAGGUGAUGGACUGUAUAUUUAAGGAAAGACACACAAAGAAAAAAAAUUAAAAUGGAAUUGGAGGUCAAAUGCCGCACAACUGCCCUCUCUCUCACCCAGUAUAUGCAGAAAGCUCUCAGGACAGACAGACAACCUGCCACAGGGCUGUUUCUCUCCCUCCCCAUCCUGGGGCUGGCAGAGGCUCUGCAUCGGCUCUCUCCUAGGAUACGGAAACCAUGGCAACGAAAGUAGAAUGUAAAACUUGCAACAAAUGUCUGUGAGGAGGGCUGGGGGAGGGGUGCCCGACUGCCUUUCCUGCCCGUCCCAGGAGCCACCACCGGCACCUCAGGAGGAGCCAGUCAGAGGCACUGGUCAAGGAUAGAGAGGAGGAGGAAAGAGAACUCUCCACAGAAUGUAAUUUAUAGAUGCAUGUAUAUGUAUAUAUAUAUCUAUUUAUAUGUAAAUAGACAUAUAAAGAUAUAUAUAUAUAUAGUGUACUUUUUAACCUAUGCAGGGAUUUGGUUAAGUUGUUUAGCUGAUUUCUUUCAUGUUUUAGAAAAUGAGGCCUGUUUGGGGAAGGCAGCCUGGUCCUUCAAAAGCUAGAUGUUCGCCAUAGCUGACGGCAUAAGGAAAGUUGGGGCACGUGCUGUUAAUGUCCCCCACCCACCCCAGCCUGUUUUGGAUGGCAGCAGUAAUCAUGAUAGUAAAAAUCCAAAGAAAACUUCCGAAGGUCACCAGGCUUAUGGUUAAGCUGGAGAAGAGAAAGCUGUGUGGGAAGGAAGGUGCCCAUAGGGGCAAGUACCCGGUCAGUAUUGAGUCACAGUAGAGGCCCCAGACAGGACCUGCUGGGAUGAGACCGUCCACCUCAAGCUGUCCCUCCCCUCUGGCCAGCUCAGGUGGGUUCUUUGUCCCAAUGCCCAGGAACCCUCCAGCUUCCUGCCCACAGAACAGCAGGACUUGGAGAGGGGCCAGUUUCUACCUAACCACUUUCCCACCCCAAAGUCCCUAAGUGGGUUUUGCCUUAUGCGUGCCACAGGGCACAGCUCCAUCGUUGCCACUGUUUUUUCCUAAGUUGUGCACCAAGAAUUCCAGAAGGCUCUUCCUCCAAGAGACAGCCAGGUGGUGCCCAGGACCCCAGGGCAGCAGCCCGACUCCUGAAGAGAGAAGUCAGGGCCUCAGGCACCUCUGCCUUCACCCUCCAUCGAUGUGACUCCACCAGGUUCCUCUUGCACUUUGGACAAAGGACACACCUGAACCAGAAUGGUUUUCUUACUCUCACCUUCAAAUGAGGAUUUUUCUCAAAACAGCAGUUGCUGCCAGGGGAAGGAGGGAGGUUUUGUUUGUUACCACAGUUUAUAUUGGGCCUUUUGGAAUUACCAUUCUUCCCUAAUUUUCCUGUGGGGGUGGGGGUGUCGUUGAGCCUGCCAUCUUCCAAAGCCUUACUUCCCCAAGCUGCCAGCCAGGAGGUGACAACUGUCCUCCCAGAGUUUCUCUUGGCUCUUUUUUUUUUUUAAGUCUCCCAACAAAUAGGAUUCUUGCUGGGAAAGGAAGUUUGGUAAGGAAAUGUCAAAUCUGGUUUUUAAACAAGAUCCUACCCUGCAAUGAAGUGGCCACCCCCGCCCAGAGAGAUCACAAGAAUUGGAUGUGGGCCAGAGUGCCCCACCUGCCGUGGCCCUGGUGCUCUGCCCCCACCACCUCGACUGUCUGGUCUUGGUAGAUGUCCCUAGAUGGGCUGAGCCAUGUGCAAUAAGAACAUAGAUCCUAAAGGAUCCCCUGAGAAGCUGUAUUUCUUGAAUUAGAAUUCCGAAAUUGUACAUCUAUAAAUAUAUGUUUAUUAUGUGAUUGGCUGUGGUGGGUCUGCAUUGAGCAGGGGGGCUGGGAGGGGUACAAGCACCCAUUGGUACUGACACUGUCCAGCCCAUGCCACAAGGAAUUCUUGGUCUCGAGCCUGAACUUCCCUCUCUCCCUUGGCCCUAGCUGACAGCCACUUAAGUCCAAAGUGCUGUUCCAGGACUGACUCCAUCCAGACAAAGGGUAAGGGGCUUGAGUGGUGGUGGGGGUGCAGGACCUCAGUAGGCCAGGUCCCUGGGGUCCCUGAUGCCAGUCCUGGGUGGGCACCUGGGCCCUGCUUUCCCCUAUUCCUGUUCCCUCCCUCCACCCCCUUUGGCGUGCCGGAUGCCUGAACAAAGCAGACUUCCAGUCUCCCCUCUCCCCAGCCUUGAGCUUGAGCCCACAAGCCCAUUCCGAAUCCAGAGCAUGGGAAAAGUUCCCGGAGUUUCUUUCCAUCUCUGGAUACAGUUCCCAGCCAGCCUCCCCCACGGGCCGCCCUCCUCCCCAGGAGGUCUGAAAAGUUAAAAAGGUGGCAGCCUGAGCUGGGAUCCCUGUGAAUGGAGCAGCAGAUCUGCCCGGGCCUCCCAGAGACAGGGUCCAGCAGUCUGACUGGCCAGCUGAGGCCCCUCCUGCUGCCACGCCAGCCAAACACAGGCAGGCUACCCGGUGGUGCCACCGCAGCCCGGGAGCUCAUUGGCUGCCCUGUCCAUGGUCACUGCAGCCCGCCCUGGUCUGUGAGUUGCCACUUGUUAGCUGCAAUUGGCAGAAGCGUUGCCAGGUGCCCCUCCCCCCUCCCACCACUCACCUACUCCAUCCCCCGUCCUCACUGUGCAGCUAGGUAAGCCAGAAGGGGUGGGGCAGGCUCUGUGACUGCAGCAGAUGAGGCUUUGACAAGUAUCCCCUACCCACUGUCAGGUGGCUGAAUGAACCACUAGUCCAUCCGAGUUCCUGGGAUCUGCUAGCCUAGCUCCUUGCUCCAUGCUGCUGCCAGCUCUAGAAAAGGAACUGUUCCAAGGGGCAAGGAACACACAUCCCGGCCCAGCUAUAACCUCAUCCCCACCCUGAGUCGACAGGACAAAGUCACCUGGCUGUCUGGGGCCGGCACACAGCAGUGCCAAGACUCAGAUAAAUAGACUGUCCACACAGUGCCGGUUCUGGAGCGACUCAAAAUCCCUGCCAGACGUCACCCCGUGUGACGCGAGCAAGUCAUCCCGUUUCCCAGAGCAGGAAACUGAGGCAUGGGGGAGGCCCAAGGGUCUCCAAGAAGCUGUGCAUGUCUUUAGGGCCUAUGUAACAAAGUGAUCAUUCUGCAAACUUUUGCUGAAUCCAAAUUUACUCCACUUAAGGAGAUGAAACCCAUUCAUGCCAAGUAAAGUGGGCGGGAACCCUGAGUCCAGCAUGGUGGGGAAAGGUGAAAAGGCCAUACAAAGGAAAAUCGGACAUAAUCUGAGUGGCUUGGGCUGGGCUGGGCUGCCCAGGUAAGCAGGUGUCUCUCCUGGCAAUGACAAAGAUGUCCACCCUGCUCUACAGGACAAUGUCAUACAGGGCAACAUCCCUGAGUAGGUAUUAUUCAUUAUACGCAGGAGGCAGCAUAGCAGAUUGGUGCUGGGUGUCAGUGUGGACCCAAACCCAGCUGCCUUGCUGGAUUCUGGCUCACCCAUGUACUGGCUGGGUGACCUUGGGCAUGUCACUGAAGGAGUUCAGGAAAUGCCACCCCAAAAUAUGCCACUUUGGUAUGCUGAUUACUUCAAACUGAGAACACCUGAGGAACAGCAAAUGCAAGGAGGCUCUCUCUGAACUUCCCCUAUAGACCUAAAGAAGCUUUACUCACUCUACAAUUCCUCCCCUCACCCUUCUAGAACUUGUGUCGCCACCCCCACCCAGAAGCCCCAAGCCCCUAUUUUCUGUAGCUCAGGGUGCUGUAUAAACUUCAAUCAUCUGACCCCUCUUGGAGUCACAUUUUGUGGGACUUCCGUGCCUAUGUAUGCAAUUAAAUAUAGUUUUUCUCCUGUU
Molecule: messenger RNA, 5238 nt
Organism: Galeopterus variegatus (Sunda flying lemur)
Lineage: Eukaryota; Metazoa; Chordata; Mammalia; Dermoptera; Cynocephalidae
Gene: DNAJB12
Product: DnaJ (Hsp40) homolog, subfamily B, member 12
Exons: 10
Coding region: 44-1402 (452 amino acids)
Biological process (GO): cellular response to misfolded protein
Cellular component (GO): endoplasmic reticulum membrane
Molecular function (GO): Hsp70 protein binding
Source: RefSeq, a predicted model, not a curated record